This is a messenger RNA of Paramecium sonneborni, 546 nucleotides long. Lineage: Eukaryota; Ciliophora; Oligohymenophorea; Peniculida; Parameciidae. The record is from the annotation of a GenBank genome assembly.
AUGGCAAAAGUAUAUUAUCUUAAAUUAUUAGAAAUUAAUAUAUAUGAUACAAAAAGUCUUCAUACAUUUAAUUUCUGACACAACGACAUAUUAAUAGAAUUAUUAAAAUUUUUAUUAUUUUAACGAUGUAAGAUUUUUAAAUCAAUCCAGCAUAGGAUACAGAUUCUUAAAUCAUAAACUAAGAACUCACUAAUGCUUUGAUGAGAAUCUCAAAGGUGAUUAACAAAAAAAUUAAUAAUUCAGAUGUUCCAUUAAUAUAAAGUUCAGAGGCAUAAACUUAAGAUGAGAAUGAUGUAAUCCUUUCUUCUUAUAUUGUCAAAAAAACGAUUUAAUAUAUAGAAGCUCAAAAAUAAAAUAAACUAAAAAUUAAAAAAAUUGAUUAGAAAUAAAUACAUGGUUAGCGAUUUGUAUUAUCAAAAUUUGAUGAUAAAGUAAUUUAGAAUAUGAAUUAAGAUUAAAAAGAAGAACUUAAAAAGUAAGUAGAAGAAAAACAAUAAAAGUUAUCAAAGAAAUAGAGGUAAUUAGAUGUAAUAUAUUUAUUACUGA